UAUACUGAAUAUGAUGAAUAGGAUGUACGUAAUCCGUAGUCAUGCCUAUGAUAGAUGAUAUAAUGUGUAUGGUGACUCUGAUCACACUGAAUAUACCGUAUAUGAUGUUUAUGAUCCAUAGUCAUACCUAUGAUAGAUGAUAUAAUGUGUAUGGUGACUAUAAUCACAGCGAAUAUACCGAAUAUGAUCCUAUGAUCAAUAUAACAUACAUAAUGAAUGUCACGAUCAUACUGCGAUGAAAAUCAUACACAUGGUGAAUGCAAUGUCCGCGAUGACUACCAUGGCAGCUGUUACCACACAGUAUCCUACCCAUCCGCAUGUGUCCUGAAUAGAAAAUUUGCCCAAGCACAGUCCAGUCAUAAUCGAUACCGAUUCACUGACCCAACAGGCGUUGCAAUAUUAACCAGGGAUCGUUACACAAACUACCAAGAUUUAUAUUUAUCGUUUCUGCUUCAUCGCGUCACGUUUAUCGGUCGAAAACCAACAAAGAAGUCGAAAUACUCGCGGAACGUUGGUUUAGAAACUGUUUACACAGUGAGACCACCAUUCGCUAAACAAUGAAGUCAUCGUGGUCUAAUUAUUUCUAGCACUGUUGUACAUUUUUCAGGGGUUAGCGAAUCUUUCCACCCCCUCUGCUAAUAGAGCGAACUUCCAAAAAUAUUCGAGCAACAGGCCCGUUCGCCUACAAGCGCGCGUCAAACCCCUCCCCGUAUCUCUCUAAAGUGUUCAGGUUCCUGGCAUGCGUCGCGACGCCUCGUGCACGUCACCCACAGUGGCAAUCGGUCGGUGGAAAAGAGCGCCGCGAUCUCAUCUCCCGUGACUAACGUAAACGAACGUCGAUCGUCUCGAUUUCUUAGACAUCCUUUGAAAACAAGCUCGCCUCACGCUUCAUAAAACAAUAAACCAACUGUCUUACCUCUCGUCCGGUAGCGAGAGUAAAGAUCGAAUACAUACGUCUGUGAAGCAUAGAGUCGAAUAGCAUCGCUCCUUCCAUUCCCAACACAAGUAAAGACCCAAAUAAGAACAAGACUAACCGGACGCAUUAGUAGCCCAGCGGGAAAAACGAUCGACUACAAAGCCGAGGGACCCGAGUUCGAAUCCCAUCUCGACGCACAAAAUGAAAAAAAAAAAGAAAUUAUUUAAUUUUCACAGUCUCACAAGACCAUUUACCACUCACCGUUCGCUUCUCAAACCAAUAUUUCCCCCUUGCCGCCGAGUCUGAAUCGAAACAAAAAAAAUUGUCAGUAUCAAGUGGCCCGUACGCGGUUGGCGAACGUCAGCUGGUCAUCGUCGCGACGCCUCGUGCACGGUCGGCGCCGAGGCCGUCGGUCGCGUGGCGUUAGACCAAGAGAGCCGCCCUCACUUUCGCCGCGUCUGCCGUCGAGGACGCGUGUCUGGUCCGCCCCGGCGCCGAUCGAUCGAUCAUCCACGGAUCGAGCUUUCCGUUCACGAACACAACAGUGCGUCGAGGGAAAUCGUGUCCGUACCGCGGAUAAACGGGGGUGGUCUGCCGUCGAACGGCCUUGAACGCGCGAAACAGACAAACACAGCCACCAUAUCGUCUCUCUGGCAUGAAUAUUUGAAAUCGCGGUUAUCGAUCUAGCGGCGAGGAACACGUGCGCUCCGCGAUCCGUUGUGUGUCACUGUGAUAUACCGUGAAAAAGAGAAAUCGAGCCUUGCAGUUCCGUUUCGUCUUGCAACCACGCAGCGAACGCACCAGGCCCUUUUCUCGUUCGUGACGAACGCUUCGGUGAACGAAUCGCUACGCAAACGGCCUAAAGAGAGAGAAAUACGUACAUAGUCGCGGACUGUGAGGGACACACACACGUUAGGGAAGCUUUCGUGAUCGUCGAGCACCACCACCACCGCCGCCGCUGCUUGUUCCACGCGAGAAAGCGAUAACCGACACCGUGACACGUUAACACGCACGGUGAUUAAUUGGGACCCGGUGCGAUUCGUCAUUUGUCAGUCAUGAAUCUUAUGUUCCGCAAGAACUUCGGCGGCGAGAAGGGCUUCGGUGGUGGUGGAGGAGGAGUAGGAGGCGGCGGGGGAUUGGAGGGCCGCACGGCCCUCGGUGGCGCGUCGGGCACCUUGGGCUACGGGGGCCCGCGUUUCGGCGUGGUGCGUGGCGCCAAUCAGGCGGCCGUGGGCGCACGCGGACCAAUCAGACGCAGCAGGGAGUUUGGCUAUUUCCCGUCGAUGGCGGAUCACGACCACCAGGGAUACGGAUAUAGGACUCACCUGUUCCUUUCGCCACCGUCAGGCGGCGCCCUUGGGUCCCCGCCGGACGAACCGACCGAACGACUGGGCCCACCGCCUAGGAGGAACUCGGGCCCGCAUGUGAUCAAGUGGGGCGGUGGUGGGGGUAGCGCCACCGCGCAGGGAUCGGCGGCUGCCGGCCAGGCGAGGAGGAAGGCUCAGAACCCGCUGCAGAAGGACCCUUCCGAACCACCUACACCGACUGCCUCCAGACAGGUUUCCUUUAGCGGCAACCGAGCAUCCGGCGCGUACACGCCGCUGGUGGUUUCCGGGAACAGCCCGCCACGCGGUGAACCAAUCUCCUUGGCCACGUUGGACAGGGACUGUUUCAUCAUCCCCCUCGCGUCUGUUGAACGCUUUCUGCCAGCGGGAGUUCCGCUUUAUUCCGACUCGUUCCAGCACGCCCCAAUCGCAGACAAAAAACGACCAGGGAGUCCUCUGUCGAUCCUGGAAGUCGAGGACCCUAAACAAUGUGUUCUGGCUCAUUUCAUGACGUCCCUGGAGCCGUUGGAUCCAUUAGUCGAGACUCCAGUUUCCCGUCCGUUGGUUCUCCAACGGGACACUGCGGCCGAAUUGGUCGCCGAAAUAGCACCCUCCGCCUCCCAGAGUAUUCUGCUCACGAACAUGGAGAAAAAUGCGGAUUUUCCAUUUAUCACGUACUACCUAAUCAACAAGCAGAACACGGAUCCCGUAGACUUUUAUAACGAAGUCCAGUGCGCCGCUCUGAGGAAGUUCGAUCCUCGAGAUCUGCGAUACGCAGCCAGCCACACGUUGGACCUGUUCAACGAGGUGGCGACCAUUGCGAGGCCGCCGUUGGAACCACCUGGUGUCAGACCACCGAUUCCGUCCACCGGCUACAUCGUCUCCAUUUUUAAGGUGUUCGAAGGCGACGACGGCCUCAAGUUCGAACAGAACUGGCUCUACUGGACAGGUGCCCGUAUGAUGUACCGAUACUUACCGAAGUCGGUUGGCCUAAGACGCAUUACGCUGCACAAAUCAAUGUCACAGGGCGACAAGAUGUACCUACUGAUCUGCGAGUGCUCGCAGCUGCAAGACAAUCUCUCCGCGGCGGCCAUAUUGUUGCCAGCGUUGCGCGCCCGACUGUGCGGUUACACGGGACUCUACAGACCUUCCGUGUGUUUCUGAUUCGUCAAGAAACGUCGACGACGUGCCAACGACAGGGCCACCCUGUGAACUUCGAAGCAUCGAAGAACGAUAUUCGAGCAUCGAAUUUCGAAUUUCGCGAUGAGACGCCCAUUCGUGUGGCGCGCGCAGCGACUGCGCGCGGCCGUCGACUGGUCUAGUCGUAUUAAUCCAGUCUAGUGGUUCUUAAGCACUACUUUGGUCUCUGUUUUUUUUUAUUAUGUUUCGUCAAAGAUGGUCUAAACAAUGCACAGACAAAAUGUUUGAGAUAAUUUUGUUAAUUUUUAGGAAAUUACUGAAUUUAUGUUCCUAAGUGUCCGGGACGUUUAUAUCGUGAACCUUUAGAGUUUAAGAACCACUGCACUAGUAACCGAGAAUCUGUGGUACGUCCCAUGAGACAUUAAAGCGGAUGUAAAGAAGCAUUCAUCGCGUGAUAUAUUUAUUCGUUUUCUUCUGUCAUCGCAAGAAAUAUAAAAUUGUAAGAUGUUACAGUGCCACUUAAAGAACUUGCAUGUAUUCAGAGAAUAUUGCGUUGGCGUAAGUCCCCUGCCACAGUCGCGUGGUUUCAUUUGCAUCCACUGUAUCGUCUCAUGGAAACAAAGGUUGUUGCAUGGCAAUCUAAAGGCUCGUUUCGAGGACUCGUAAAACCAAUCCGCGAUAUUGGUAGCGCGCUAAUCCGUGCGAUACGAUCAUCUCGUUUCCGGUUUUAUAAAGUCACUUAUUUUCUUACAUCAUCGCGUGGCUCGGGUAUUAUAACGCGCUGCUUGCGACUUUAUUAGAGCUGUAUCGUCGUCGUAAUCGUACGAAUUUUGCAAUAUCAAGAAACGAGAGAGAGAGAGAGAAAGAGAGCCCCCCCCCCCCCCAGCCAUGGGGAAUCGGAGACCAAAGAUCUCCGUCGAAUAAUAAACGAAUCGUAAUGGCGACACUUUCGUAUACGCUUUAGGGAAAUCUCAACGAGAAUCUUGUACGCUUACGGGUUUGCAUACCCGUUUAGUUACGCCUCUGGCCAGUUUGUAUUUUUCGACUUUACAUACUUCAUCCGACGUUCAGCGAAACGUUAUUGUAUAUCGUGCCCCCUCGAUAUCAAUGGGGAGCCAUCUGCAUGUACAUACACACACCGCGUGACGACUUUUACUACUAUCGACGACUUAUCGACAGGGGUGGGCAACAUUUUUAUCUGGAUAUCUACGUCAGAUAACGAGUAAGCGAUAUUCGAAUAAGGAUAUUUGUUAAUCGACUGAGAAUGUUGGCCACGUCUGGUUAUCGAUCGAAUCGCUGACUACAUAUCAUAUACUCGAUAAACUGUGAUAUUCGAACGAUUGCCGUAUAUAUCACAAGGACGAAGAGAACGCGUUCGCGAGUACUUCUCGAUACCACUUCUUUGAAAUGCUGCUCUUCGAAAUCAAUUAGGCGAGACCGGGAACUCGACGGUAGAGGCUACUGUAACGUAAUUUCCAAAUCUUUUAUCGAUUACAUUCACACGUUUGAUAAUUACAUAUCCUUGCCUGGGAUUAUCGAAGCACGAGGGUUUCGAUUUACGAAGAAUAGAUAUCAUGGAUGAAUUAUGACUUUGAAAUUCAAACGGCGACUCGGUUAUGUUCGUUAUCGACAGAUACAAAAUGAAAAAUGAAAUGAAUCAACGGAAUCGCUAUUUAAAUUUCAAAUUUGCAUUCCAUUCGUCACCACGAGGAUUAGGUCUCCCAACUUUUGAGGAGAUGCAGGGACAGUGACAAGUAGAUCUAUUGGGAAAUACGCGGGGAAAGCUUAAUCAAAUCUUUCUUAGGUGCCCGUAGAAGUUUUUAGAACGAGGACGAGUAGCGUGAAUUGGCAUCGUAGUACAAAAACUACACGAAAAUAUAAAAUAAAAAACGUAUAGUCAAUAUACGCUUGUUGCAUACAGACAAUAGCUAGAACGAUUGCGCAGGCGCGAUCGGUUAGAUUUUUAAGGACCCAGACACGGCGUAUACUUGUAAUACGUCCCUCUGUACUCGCUGAAACAAAAUGUGGAACAAGUUGCUCUAUACAUAUAAGGCGACGACGAAUAAAAAAAAAAAAAAUAAAUACAAAUAAAUAAAUAAAUAAAU
This is a messenger RNA of Hylaeus anthracinus, 5486 nucleotides long. RefSeq lists its product as uncharacterized. The record is from RefSeq and is a predicted model, not a curated record. Bases 1972 to 3405 code for a protein of 477 amino acids. Lineage: Eukaryota; Metazoa; Arthropoda; Insecta; Hymenoptera; Colletidae. The transcript has 6 exons.